Molecule: messenger RNA, 7050 nt
Organism: Psammomys obesus (fat sand rat)
Lineage: Eukaryota; Metazoa; Chordata; Mammalia; Rodentia; Muridae
Gene: Tia1
Product: TIA1 cytotoxic granule associated RNA binding protein
Exons: 8
Coding region: 3139-3879 (246 amino acids)
Molecular function (GO): mRNA binding
Source: RefSeq, a predicted model, not a curated record
AAUAAAACACUUAAUUAGAAGUGAUUUUAUGUAAUAAUUAUAACUUUGUUGUGACUGGGAGCCUUAAUUUAACACUUUAAAUAUAACAUAUUCCAUGUUUAGCGAUCAUCCAAGAGUGAUGGGAGGUUGUAGUCCCACUAAUGAGUAACUGAUGUUCAGUCAUCUUUUAGCAAUAGUUCCUCAGGCUCUUGUCAUGUACAUUUCAAACUCCUAGAGGUGGUGUGCUCUGACUGAAGGAGUUACUCAGGCACUUGUAUGAUUCCAUGCAUUUUAUGUUAAUUUAACAAAACAAAACCUUAACAGUUGUGAUUAAAAAAAGUGGUUAUUAAAUAUUUCUUCCUUGACAUUUAAACCCUCUUCCCCUUUAAAACUUAACAAUAGUUUUAUGGUUUUGUGAAACACUACCUUCCUUAAAUUUCAACCAAACUUAGUAGCCAUGCAUUUUAGGCCCUUUGUCAGUAUUUAUUCAGGGGAGCAUUCAUCAUAGAAGAACUUUAAAAGUCUGAAAAGCGUGCCAUAUUAACAGUAUGAAUAACAAACAAUUUCCAUACUUACACAGGAGCUGUUGUUGAGUUCAGGGAAAGGGGUUUCUGAUUCCCUUAUUAUUGUGUCCUAAGAACAAAAAUAAAAAGAGAAUUCUAGCAAUGGCUGGUUUGAACAAAACAGCAGAUAAAAGUAAGGAGAUUGGAAAGUAGAUGCCCAUAGCAUUGUGGGAGUUUUUCAGUUGAGAGGAGUACUUGGUUGGUGAGAGAAUCACCUUGAAGGUAGGACAGGUUUUGAGCUUAUAAACAGACUCUUCUGUUACAUGACUUUUUUUUUUUUUUUUUUUUUUUUGUGAGAACUGUUAAGAAAAUAGUGAGAUUUUAAUUUCUUGGGAUUUUUUGUUUGUUUGUUUGAUAAGCUGUUUUAGGAUUUCAGAAGUGGUUGGUUUGCUUUCAAGUGUCUAGAGUAGACAGGUCUUGUUCUCUCAAGCUCUAAAAGCCCCUCUCUGCAGAAUCUUGUGUGUUUUCAUUUUGGUGUCGAGAAUCUUGGUAAGUCUCAUUCUAUCUUCAGAGUAGUGACAGUCACAGAAGGCUUAAGUGCUCUGUUCUGAUCAGGCUGCUGCUUUCUGUGUGAGUCAUUUUAGAAAGAAGGAAGGGUUGAGUGUAUUUCAGGCUGACACUUCUGAGGCAUUAGAAAGAACACAGCUUUUUCUCAUAUUGUGAACAAAUGAAGUGGCUAUUUUGGUGGGUUUUUAAUUUUGAUUGAAUUACCUUUUCCGAUGAGAAUUUUAGUCUGAGAUGUAGACAAAGAUUAUUAACAAUUAUUGAAGGGCUCAUAAAAUGGUUCAGCAGAUAAAGGUGCUUGCUGCCAAGCCUGAUGACCUGAGUUCAAUCUCAAAACUCCACAUGGAAGAAGGAGAAAAUUGACUCCUGAAAACACACACACACAAAAUGUUAAAAAAAAAAAAAAAAAAAAAGUUAGAGAUGGUGGCAUAUAUCUUUAAUCCCAAUGCUCAGGAAUCAGAGACAGGUAGAUCUUUGUGAGUUCCAGAACAACCAGGCCUGCACAGAGAAACCAUGUCUCAAAAAACAACAGCAAAGAAUAUAAUUCCAGCCUGGCAUGGUGGCACACAUCUUUAAUCCCAGCACUCAGGAGGCAGAGGCAGUUGGACCUCUUGAGUUUGAGGCUAACAUGGUGUACAGAGCAAGUUCCAGGACAACCAGGGGUACAUAGAAAAACCCUGUCUGAAAAAAAAUAAAGAAAAUAAAAAGAAAGAAUUUCUUAGUAAAUACUUUUACAAAGAUUCUCCACCAGAAAGAUCUUCAGAAAGUUCAUAGGGUGUGGUGGAUCACGCCUCUAAUCCCAACAGAUUAAAAAAUGGUAAGGUUGAAUGGCUCAAAUUUAGCAAUUUCAUGACAUUAUAGUUAUAAACUAGUCUGUAUUUUUGUUAAAUAUUAGUCUGGAUUUUUUGUUUGUAUAUGUAUUUUAUAAGUGUGUAGGUGUAUUUGUGUGUGCAAGUGUAUAUAGAUAAGAGGUUACUAUCAAGUAUCUUCAUACAUCACUUUACACCUAAUUACAUUAAGGUGGAAUUUCUCACUGGAACAUAGAGUUCACCAAUCUUGCUAGUCUAGCCAGCUUAUCUUGAGUAUCCUGUCUCUGCUUCCCAAGCACUGAAAUUACAGGUGAGCUGCCAUACUGUCCCAGCAUUUAUGUGGGUGCUUAGAGAUCUGAACUUGGGUCCUUUCACUUGUAUGAUAGCAUGUUAUCUGCUGAGCCAUCUCCCCAGCCCCAGUAUUUGAAUUUUCUUAUGGGCCUACAAUUGUAAGCAUAUUUUUUUUUUAAUAAGGCUUUUUUGUUGAGGUAAUCUAUUCUUGAAUAUUAGCUUAUACAGGAAGUUAGCUUUCCUAAAUUGAAAAAAAGCUAUUUGGCAAUUGGCAACACAUAACACAUUUUUAUUUUUGUUUGUGUUGUUUCUUGUCGUAAGGACAAGAAUAGUCUGAUAGCUGUGUUGAAGGGUUUUUACAGGAGAUGUCUCUGUAGGUAGUUUAUACCAUGCUUGAUUUAUAGAAGAUGUGGAGUAUAUGGUGGUCUAUUAAUUAUUUAAUAUGAAAAUAUUAUUUUUCCUAAUUUAUAUAGCUUACACCCCUCCUGUUUCUUGAGCUUAGGGUCAUAUGCAAAUUUUGAUAUAGAAAUAAUUCAACUACCAAAUUAAAUGCAUGUGUGCCGUGUAGAUAAUAGUUACUGUGAAGUGACUUACAAUAGCUUUCCCUAAUCAUCAAAAUCUGUCAUUUUGAUUGCACUUAAUAAAUUACUUCUAAACUGAUCUAAAAUAUGCUUGUGUAUACUUACAAUUACAUUGCAUGGCUCUCUUACUUGGGUUCUUGUUGUAAACAUGCCUGUUUUGUUCAUGUGUCUUGAGAGAACAAGCAUUGUGACAUACCUGGCUAAUUUAAAAUAGAUUGCCUGUGAAGCACAAUUUGAGUCCAGUUUUUUGAGGUAUGGAGUUUUAGCUAUCAUGGCUGGGUUUUUACUCAAUCUCAAAUAAUAGGGCUCUGGUUAUUUUGCAGAGUGUCUCUGAAGAAUGGACAGAAUUGCCCUGGCUAACUACAAGCUACGGUUCACAGUGGAUAAAUAGAUGCCCGCGUGGUAAAAGACAUGGCUACGGGGAAGUCUAAGGGAUAUGGCUUUGUCUCCUUUUUCAACAAAUGGGAUGCAGAAAAUGCCAUUCAGCAGAUGGGUGGCCAGUGGCUUGGUGGAAGACAAAUCAGAACUAACUGGGCAACCCGAAAGCCUCCAGCUCCAAAGAGUACAUAUGAGUCGAACACCAAACAGCUGUCAUAUGAUGAGGUUGUAAGUCAGUCUAGCCCCAGCAACUGCACUGUGUACUGUGGAGGGGUGACUUCAGGAUUGACAGAACAACUAAUGCGUCAAACUUUUUCUCCAUUUGGACAAAUAAUGGAAAUUCGAGUCUUCCCAGAUAAAGGAUAUUCAUUUGUUCGGUUCAAUUCCCAUGAAAGUGCAGCACAUGCGAUUGUUUCUGUUAAUGGUACUGCCAUUGAAGGGCAUGUGGUGAAAUGCUAUUGGGGCAAAGAGACUCUUGAUAUGAUAAAUCCCGUACAACAGCAAAAUCAAAUUGGAUACCCACCAGCAUAUGGCCAGUGGGGCCAAUGGUAUGGAAAUGCACAACAGAUUGGCCAGUAUGUGCCUAAUGGUUGGCAAGUACCUGCCUAUGGAAUGUAUGGCCAGCCGUGGAGCCAGCAGGGAUUCAAUCAGACCCAGUCUUCUGCGCCAUGGAUGGGACCCAAUUACAGUGUGCAGCCACCUCAAGGGCAGAAUGGCAGCAUGCUACCUAAUCAGCCUGCUGGGUAUCGAGUGGCAGGGUAUGAAACCCAGUGAAAACAGACCACAGAAUGGAAGACAGUGGCAUGAAGCCACAGGGAGGGUAGGAAAGUUGUUGUUUACGUAAAGAUUUAUCAAAUCAGUCAGUACAAAUGCCAGAUACAAUGUAUUUAUUUAAAUUCUUUUAAUCAUGAAAUUACUUUUCAUCCACAUUGUUUUAAAAAGGAACAAGAUGGUGGAUGUCUGCCAAUUUUUGCCUUCAUUAUCUUUUUUGAUAAGGUUUCUCAGAUCCUUGUUUCAAAGACAAAUGCAGGGAUUGCUGCCACUUUUUUAAAAAAUAAGAGGCAGAAAAUUGCACAAUGUUGAACUUUUUUCCACUAAAAUAGCGUGCAGUUUUAGUUUGCAUUCCUGAUGAUUUAAAACAUGUAAUAUAGAUGUAAAAAGAAAAGCCAAACUUGUGCAAAGUCUAAGAGUUCUUUAUGGCUUUCAGCACAGUUCUGUGUUAGGUUUAAAGAGUAGGCAUUGUGUGAGCUAUACCAUCUCCACUGUCAUCCCUUUGAAAAUUUUAAAUGUAAAUUAUUAGUUUAUAUAAUUUUAUAUCUACAUUUUUUUCAUAAAUUUGUCCUGCCUUAUGAAAAUUCUGUAAAAUAUUCUUAAAUGAAAAGAAAUGAUGUUCACUUAGAUUGCAAACUUUUCUCAGAUGGACUGAUAAUUGCAUUCAUCUUGUUUUUAUAUGAGAAGGUGCCUCAAGGAUUCCCUUUUGGAUUUGUUUAAAAGGAUUUUUAUCUUCUGUGAUAAACUUUGCCAUGUACUAGGAACUAGAAAAACAAGAGAUUUGUUACUAAAGAGCAUCUGCAAUGUGAUAAGUGGUCACCUACAUCCGUUCAUGUGUCAACGUCUACGUUUACAUGUGCUAUUUUCUAAAAUAUUUCAGCAGUUAGCAAACUUUGUAUGUCAUUUUCUUCCUAUAGGUGUCAUGAAGAGUAGACGUGAGAGAGGUUUUACAUUUAUUUGCAUGUGAAUAUCACAUACAUACUUUGGUAGUCUUUGAUACAAACUCAUCUGCUCUUGUUUUUCAAGAAUUUUGAGACACAAAGUUGUAUGUAAAGGAAUAUAUUAGUUUGAUGUUUUCUAGUUAGAUUUACUUUAAAAAGUAAAUCCACUUUAAUAUGUAUAAAUGAUAGCUGUGAAACUGUAAAAUAUUCCUCUGUCAGGCUUGGGAUUCAUUAAGAACUCCAAAAUCAGCCAGGCAAAACAUUUUUUUAAAAUAUUCAGAGGCCAAAAUAUGAACAAACAAACAAACCCUUAAAAAUCCUACCUCCUUAAGUAGCCUUCCAGGAAGAGGCUCCUCAGCACAGACCAGAUGUGACUUUGGUUCUUUGGUACCUGAUCUCUUGGAGCUCCCACAUUAUUAUUUUUGAGGUUUUCUCUUUGCUGGCAUUGUUCUAGCCUGGGGUUUCUAGUAUAUUUCAGAGUCUCUUGGUUUGGUUUGGUUUCAGUGAUGACCAUAACCUCCUCCUUGACAACAGAGAGGAAGGAGUCCCUGUGAAUUGUGGGUUUUGAGACCUGCAGAGAGCUCCCAGCAUUUUACUUAGGCCUGUGGAAUUGGAAGCAUUUCCUGGCCUGUAUCUUCCAGGUAGGAGCACAUGACUCUAACCUGUUUUCUAAGCCAGUCCCCUUGUAAAGCAGAGCCCAGGAAGACAAUUGUGUGCUUCUUUGGAGCUCAGUUCUAUGCAGUUGUGCUAAUGUUUCAUUAAGUCACUGUGUAUUUUUAAGUACUAAUACAUUGAAAUUUGCUUUAUGAAGAUGAAUAAAUUUUUUAAAUACUUGGAAAUUUUAUUUCUUUGUAAACUUCUACAGAUCAGGACAAGCAAUAAAAACAGCUUAAAUGAAAUACUAAAAACAAAAAGCCUACACAUCAGGAAGAUAUUUUGUUUUUCUGGAUUUGUUUCUAUUUUAGCAUCCUCAAUAUUUUUCUCUGUUUAAAAAUUUUACUUCUUUUGCAGCUUUAGGCAGGAUCUUUUGGGCACAAGUAAUUUAUUUUGUGCAAAAGUGUAAUUUCUCUCUUUUAACUCCUUCGAGUCCUGAGCUCUUUUAUUUGCAGCAUGUUGUUAUUGCACAGAUCUUAAAAUUCACAUUGAUUUGCUGUUGAGGUGGUGGUGGUGCUGUGUUCCUGAUGACAUUUCAGGAACAUAGCUGGUAUUGGUUUAAAUCAUUUCUCAACCUAAAAAUUUUCAUCCUGGUAUAAGUAUCAGGUAAGAAAAUGAAGGUUUUAAAAAGUGAACUUCUUUGCAAUAUGCAUUCAGGUUUUACCUUCUGGUACUGUAAAGAACCUGAGUGACUCUCAGUGGGUCACGGAACCAGUAUUCUUUAUCCUGACUGUUUGGAUAUUAAAAUUCCUUUAUGUUUUCUAUGACCUGUGGGAUCUUUUUGCAGUAAUUAUUGUGUGUUAAGAUUUUUUUUUCUGGUGUACUCAUGUUAACCCUCACUCAGGUGUUUCUUAAGAGUUCAUUCACCAUAUCCCAGAAGCCAUGGUCUGUAUUGAGUUCCAGAGGCUCUGCACUCUGCAGACUUGGCUAACUGUGAAGCCGGAGUUUAAUCUUCCUGUUGAAAAUGAGACGCAACAGUCUAAGUUUUCUUCUCUUAUCCCUGUGCUCACCUUCCUUUUAGAUUUGUACUAGAGUCCCCAUCCAUUUUCAGAGGACUAGCUUGCAUCUACAGAGGGCAUAGUUAGACUUAAUAAGGGCUACACCUCCUGCUGAGAUUAUAGUUGAGCUAGAGAAACAAAAUGUUUAUAGGAAAUUUUAAAAAGCAAACCUUUUAAAUGAGUGAUGAUUUCUUUUUUGUCUGUUCUGUUUUGUUUUUUUUGAGACAGGUUUUUUCUGUGUAGUCUUGUCUGUUUUUGAUUCGAUUUGUGGACCAGGCCAGCCCCGAACUCAGCAGAGAUCUGCCUGCCCCUACUUCCCCAAGUGCUGAGAUUACAGGUGUCUGCCACCAUGCUCAGUUUGAGUGAUGAUUUCUAAACACUUUUAUUUAUUGGUCUAGGGAACCUGCCUUAGCAGGUAAAAGUGAUUGCCACCAAGCCUGAAGACCUGAGUGUGAUUCCCGUAAUGCACUUGGUAGAAAUAGAGAACUUGCCCUCAGCAAGUUGUCUUAUUACCUCAACAUGUGUGCAGCCUCCCUCCAUGGCCACAUAUACAAAUAAAUGCUUACAACUGUUGUUAAUAA